Messenger RNA from Fusarium odoratissimum NRRL 54006, 3010 nucleotides. Its product is annotated as proteasome component PRE2. Gene Ontology annotation, cellular component: proteasome core complex. The transcript has 2 exons. The record is from RefSeq and is a predicted model, not a curated record. The coding region runs from base 473 to 1321 and encodes 282 amino acids. Gene Ontology annotation, molecular function: threonine-type endopeptidase activity. Lineage: Eukaryota; Fungi; Ascomycota; Sordariomycetes; Hypocreales; Nectriaceae.
CUUAUCCCUUUCUUUAGAUGCUGUAAAGAUUUAAGAUACUGCCUGAGGUACGUACUUGUAGCUGGGUUGUUUGAAGCCUUGAUAAUCAGGCAUUCACCACCAGCCCACCGUCCCGUCACCUCGAGCGUCACAGUCACAGGAAAAGGUACGUACCGAAGUUGGAGGUGGCAUUCAGUUGACGCGCGCAACGGAAGCUGCCUGAGCCUCAGCUUCCUUGUCUGGAGCUUCAAUUCCCACUUCCACUUCCGCUUCCGCUUCCGCCUUCAGAGCAUCCAUCAUCAUCCACGCACGUCGACGUCAACGUCAACAACACCAAUCUCGAUCACGAUAUAACGAAGACAUCACGACCAGGGAAAAGGCUUCUCUCCGCCCUUUGCACGCCACCGAAGCUAGGAUUCGAGGCAUACAGCUCUAGUGAAGGAUUACAAGACGAUUAACUUCCUACUACUGCUUCUCUUUCAAUAGAUCCAAGAUGGAUUCUCUUGUUUCGAAAUACAGCCGACCGGCAUAUGAGCAGAAUGAGCCUUUUGAGGACCAGGAUGAGCUGCUGAAUUCUAUGGGUGAUCUCUCGCUCAAGUUUGCCAUGCCCCCCGUUGCUCAGCCCUCAUCAUGGCUUCGCGCUGCCACUGACGACCGAUCGAACCCCAACUGCCCCAUUAAGAUCGCCCACGGAACCACCACGCUCGCUUUCCGUUUCCAGGGCGGCAUCAUCGUUGCGACCGACUCCCGAGCCACUGCUGGCAACUGGAUCGCCUCGCAAACCGUAAAGAAGGUCAUUGAGAUCAACAGCGUCCUGCUAGGAACCAUGGCCGGUGGUGCUGCAGACUGUCAGUACUGGCUUGCCUGGCUCGGCAUGCAGUGUCGCCUCCAUGAGCUACGACACAAGCGUCGCAUCAGCGUUGCCGCCGCCAGCAAGAUCCUCGCCAACCUCGUCUACAGCUACAAGGGGAUGGGCCUCAGCAUGGGCACCAUGUGCGCCGGUGUCACCAAGGAGGAAGGCCCUGCUCUCUACUACGUCGACAGCGAUGGUACUCGCUUGGCGGGCAACCUCUUCUGUGUCGGCUCGGGUCAAACAUUCGCCUAUGGUGUUCUCGAUGCCGAGUACAAGUACGAUCUGUCGGAUGAGGAGGCUCUGGAGCUUGGAAAGCGAAGUAUUCUGGCCGCCACCCACCGAGAUGCUUACUCUGGUGGUUACAUCAACCUGUACCAUGUCAAGGAAGAGGGCUGGGUGAAGCACGGCUUCAACGACACUAACCCCAUUUUCUGGAAGACCAAGCUUGAGAAGGGCGAGUUUACCAACGUGACAAGCGCACUCGAUUAGAGGGUUCUGGAUUAGAAAUAAAGAUGCUGCCAACCUAGGAAUCGAGACGUGCAGACAGAUGUAGCCUGGGUGAUAGAGGUGGCUCUUACGCGUCUACAGGACCUGAAAUCCAGAACGACCGUGUAAUAUAUCCAACAACGGCUUUGUCCUGCCAAAACCAGGUAUCCUAAACUCCAAUACCUAGUAGUGAUGUCUACAUAAAGUCAAAUUAACUACAAUACUAUACUAUACAGCAUGUCAUGCCAACACCGCUCAUGCUGGUAGCAUACACGAUCCAAAUAGUCUCACGAUUUUCUCAUGAAUUCUCAGGAGUUGAGCCCUUGGUGUCUCUUCUCACCCACCCGUCAACCCCCAAUAUCCCGUCCCCGACUUCAGGAUCCAUGUACCAUUUUCCAAUGCCCGUCACGGUCAACUCAGACUCAUAGCCAGCUUGAUACAUCUCCAUACCCGUCCAAGCAAUCAUGGCUGCAUUAUCUGUACAAAGCUCUAUAGGCGGGGCAACAAUUUGUAUGUCCCCAAAGCCCCUUACAGCCAACAUAGACCGCAGGACAUGCGUAAGGAAUUUAUUGCUCGCCACUCCACCCGCUACAACUAGUGUCUUUGCAGCUCGAAGCUCUGGCUUGUCAUCGAGGGCGAUACAUAAUCUGCCUGCGAGGUGUGUAAAAGCUGCCAUCAUAGUAUGCUGUGCCAGUGCCCGGCGUUCAGGUAGAGACAUGGAAGGGCGGGAGGUUGCGAGAUCGUGAACGUGUGUGUAGAUGCUACUGAAUGAGAAUGCAAGUUUUCUAGUUUGUCGAAAUGGUGUGGGGAUGUUCCACUCGUACCCUGUGGACGGAGGAGUCAUCUCUGCGGAACGGGAAGCUGGUGGUGUGAAAACAGCGUCAUAGGCAGAAGUCGAGCUAUUUUCUGGUGGGAAGGCAAAAGCUUCAAGGAGGCGACCGUACAUGACAUGCUCGCUUGCUUCGAAAACCUCGGGAGGUAGGAUAUCGCGAGCUGUUUGGUCGAGAAGAUUGCCAAUAGCAAUGUCGCCGCUUGUAGCAACGAUAGAAUGCUCUGUUAGACCUGUUGAGUGAACAAGUUGAGUGUGUCCGCCUGAGACAAGUAGGGACAGAAAUGGAAAUUCUGGUCCCUCUUUAGAGAUUACCUCCUCGCCCAUACUCAUUCCCAGAGCCCGAGCCAGUCGCGGCGUCAACGCAUGAGCCUGCAUAUGAUGAACGCCUACCAAGGGGACACCCCAAGCAACAGCCAGUCCUUUUGCCAUAUCCAGGCCGAUUCCUAGAUUCGAGCGCAUCCCAGGCCCACGAGUCACCGACACAAAGUCCGGAACUUGCCUUCUCACCCCACCAGCAUCACAGGAUUUCUGGCUAUCGUCUUCAGCAGCUGGCAGAGUGUCUAUUGCUCGACGCACAAGAGGUGCUAAAGCUUCACUGUGGCCCUUGGCCGCUACAAUUGGGUGUAUACCCUUGAACGCGCGGUUAUCAGAGGAUAUGCGCUCAUCGAAGAGGAGUUCAGUUGAUUCUGGUGUAUGUCGAAGAACGGCAACGCCCGUAUCAUCACAGGAUGUCUCGAUGGCGAGGGUUGUGAGAUAACGAAGCCUUUGAGGCCUGAAGCCAAGGAGAAUGCCCUUGUGACCACAUUGAAGAAGAGAGCGCAUCUGCGCGAGAAUCUGGGGGUUAUUGAAGGGUAAUGAUG